Messenger RNA from Colletotrichum gloeosporioides, 942 nucleotides. Its product is annotated as Benzil reductase ((S)-benzoin forming) IRC24. The record is from RefSeq and is a predicted model, not a curated record. Bases 1 to 942 code for a protein of 313 amino acids. The transcript is spliced from 5 exons. NCBI's taxonomy places the organism in Eukaryota, Fungi, Ascomycota, Sordariomycetes, Glomerellales, Glomerellaceae.
AUGAGCGUCCGUUGCAGUACUCUGAGCCCUCAUAAGCCCACUCUCACAGAGGAGUACCUGCCGGAUCAGGCGGGGAAGGUCUUCAUCAUUACCGGCGCUUCUGGUGGAAUAGGCAAAGAGCUAGUCAAAAUUCUCUACUCCAAAAAUGCUAAGAUUUGGCUGGCUGCUCGUAGCUAUUCCAAAACAAAGACCGUCAUCGAGGAGAUAAAGGCUGAGCACCUGACUUCCACUGGGGAGAUGGUCUUCCUGAAGCUCCAGCUAGACGACUUAUCCACAAUCAAGGCAUCGGCACAGGAGCUUCUUUCUCGAGGGAGCCGACUAGAUGUGCUUUGGAACAACGCUGGUGUGAUGGUUCCACCUCAGGGCUCUACCACUGUACAAGGACAUGAGCUGCAGCUAGGCAUCAACAACCUCGGUCAUCAACUCUUCACGCAGCUGUUGACUCCCCUCUUGAAGAGGACAUCGCAGAUAGCGCCGCACGACUCGGUUAGAGUCAUAUGGGUGUCAUCAAGUGCAGCUGAUGGUGCGCCGCGCCCAGCCAUCGACUUUGCCAACAUGGACUACCAUAAAGAGGAGGGUAUCUGGUCCAAGUACCCCAGAAGCAAAGCUGGGAACGUGAUUCAGGCGGCGGAGUAUGCGCGUAGGAUGAAGGGAAGCGGCAUUCUCAGCUUGUCGUUAAACCCCGGCAACUUUGUUACCAACCUCCAGCAAAAUAUGCCAAAAAUGCAAUUGGCCAUGUUCAAACUCAUAUCGCAUCCGCCAAAGAAUGGUGCAUACACUGAGCUGUUUGCUGGUUUGGAUCAGUCCAUCACUUCGAAGGACAAUGGUACCUGGGUUUCACCAUUCGGUAAGAAGGAAGAGCCUCGGAAAGACCUCAUCGAUCCCGAGUUGGGCGCGAAGUAUUUGGAAUGGUGUGAGUCCCAGGUUAAGUCCUUUUAUUGA